Suhomyces tanzawaensis NRRL Y-17324 is the source of this 2019-nucleotide messenger RNA. RefSeq names its product serine/threonine protein kinase. The record is from RefSeq and is a predicted model, not a curated record. Gene Ontology annotation, molecular function: protein serine/threonine kinase activity; ATP binding. The transcript has 3 exons. Lineage: Eukaryota; Fungi; Ascomycota; Pichiomycetes; Serinales; Debaryomycetaceae. Bases 1 to 2019 code for a protein of 672 amino acids. Gene Ontology annotation, biological process: autophagy; peptidyl-serine phosphorylation. Gene Ontology annotation, cellular component: cytoplasm.
AUGGACGUCACUUCCCUAUCGAUGGUGUUGGACCCGUCCACCAACCGCAAGAUCAUCAACUCCAGCUACAGAAUCAUCAAGAAAAUUGGCCAGGGCCAGUACGGCAAAGUCCUCUUGGGAGAAGUGAUACGAGACCCCAAAAACGACACCGCCAACAGCAAAGUCCCCAUACGAAGUGACACAGUCGCCAUCAAGACCAUCAACCGUAUAGACAAGUCCAAACUCAUCACCAAAUCGUACCUCUCCCAGACCACCAAAAUCAAACGUGAAAUCCAGAUCAUGAAGGAGUGCAAUCAUCCUAACGUCGUCAAGCUCUACCAGGUAAUAGACGACCUCAAAUUUGACAAGAUCCUCUUGAUUCUUGAAUACUGCAAGUUUGGCGAAAUCGACUGGAAGCACUACAACCACUACUACGAGAAGUACCAGACUCACUACGACCGAAAACCCUUGACCAUCAACAAGAUCUUGCGAGACGUUGUUAACGGGCUAGAAUACCUCCACGACUUCAAAAAAAUCAUCCAUAGAGACCUCAAGCCGUCCAAUCUUCUCAUUGCUGAAGACAACACCAUCAAAAUAUCGGAUUUCGGGGUGAGUUUGAUCUUGCAGAACAACGCAGAUGAUCAAAAGGAGCUCAGCAAGAUCAUGGGUACUCCUAUCUUCUACGCUCCAGAAUUGUGCCAAUUUGUGAAUAACAGAUUAUCCCUAAUCUCCAAAGAAGAUAGUAAUCAAGUUAAGAAAGUGAGCAUUGACAAACGAAUCGAUAUUUGGUCACUAGGUGUCACACUCUACUGCUUGAUAUUUAACGAUCUUCCAUUCAAUGGUUUUAAUGAGUUUGAGUUAUUCAAGAACAUUGUCAGAGAAGAGUUGAAGUUUCCAAAGAUCAAACAAACCUCACGAGUAACGGAUAGCGAUGUCAAGGAGUUGAAGUUGCUAAAAGAUUUAAUCAGGAAACUACUCACCAAAAACCCUGAUGAUAGAAUUAGCUUGGAAGAGAUCAAAAACCAUCAGUUUACAACUUAUGAUUUGAAUCCAGGAGAAAGACGAUCGUUUUUAAACUUGAACAAUAACUUGUUCACGGCCAAGUUGGUUACGCAAGAGCUUAAGAAGGAAGCCAUAUCCACAGAUGCUUCCAACAUUGACCUUUCAACCAAAAUCAAAAAACUCUUUGGUGCUGGGCCCAAAAAGCCUGCUAAGGAUCCCGAGACCAGCUCCAUACUGUCCACGGUAAGCGAGAAUACUGCAGCACCAAUCUCUUCGGUUGAUAUAAAGAAUCUCGAGCCCUUGGACGAUCUUCUCGAUUCAUACUUGGACGACUCGUCCUCGUUCACCAGUGAUAUUGACGAGGAGGAUGUUGUGGUCGAUACUACCAAUAUCACUUCAUCUCCGAAAACGGCAGUUUACGGAAGGUCUCCUACGAAGAGCACCAGCAGCCUUCGGGCCCCAUCUUCACCCAAGAGUAUUAAUAGCAUCAAAACCCCUGUGACCCCCACCAACAAUAAUAGCAUCACCAUUGGAGCCAGUUCUCCAUCUACAUCUUCCUUCAAGUCAUUUUUCAGUCCUUCCAGACGGUUUUUCUCCAGGAACAAAAGCAAAGGCAAAAACGGCGAUACCAAGGGCCAGGAACGCCAGGAACCACAGCCUACCAUUAGCUCGUUGUCGUCGCCAGAAAAGAAACAGAAAAACCCUAUGGAGGAGAAGCGGAAUCCCACCUCGAACCACCAGCACUCGCGGACAACUUCACGGAAGAAUUCGAUGGGGUCGCUCAGCAGCGGAUAUAAGCUCAGCAAAAUCACCAGCUCGUCGUCGUCUCUCAACUUGCAUGCGUACUUGACGGACGAUAAUCUUUCGCUAGCGUCCGGAUCGGAGGAUGGAGCUGCAGACGACACCAUUGAAACGGUGGAAGACGAGGACAGCGACGACGAGGGCGAAGGUGUCAACGACACACUCAUCCUCAAUGAUGACUCGGAGAUCUUUCGCAACUACAAGAGCAUGAACCAGUACUUGGAUGGGUUGGACUAG